This is a messenger RNA of Xenia sp. Carnegie-2017, 1600 nucleotides long. RefSeq lists its product as uncharacterized. NCBI's taxonomy places the organism in Eukaryota, Metazoa, Cnidaria, Anthozoa, Malacalcyonacea, Xeniidae. The coding region runs from base 662 to 1057 and encodes 131 amino acids. The transcript has a single exon. The record is from RefSeq and is a predicted model, not a curated record.
UUUGUUUUCCUUGGCAAUCUCGCUAUCUCUAAAAACAAAGUGGAAUUGCAUCGAUACGAACCUUACGUAACAUCUCUCAAGACUUUGAAUGUCCGAUAUAGUCUUUGUAACGUAACACCACUGCUUAUAUUUCAGGUUUUUCUGGUUUUCAUAAUUCCCUGUUCCAGCCCUGAAUUACUGUUAUCUGUAGCAUGCGGGAGAACUAUGAACCAAAACUGUCUAAAACCACUUCAUUUCUUUAAAUGGAAACAAUCAGAAUGAUAUGUCGCCAUAAAAGCUUGAUUGUAGACUAUGGCAUGGGAAAUGUUUAUUAAUUAAUUUUCGACCUGUGUAAUGUUUUGGAGAGGAAAAGCUUUAGUUUUGUAUGGCUAUCUGAUUUAACUGACCAUAAUCCAUGUGGUCAUGUGUCUUUCCUGUUGCCGUCUCUAUCUUUUCCAAUGAUCUUUUGUGUUGUAAACAAAAUAAUUGACCAAUCAGAAGAAGGUGAUGAAUUGCACACGUGACAUUGUUUUCGUGAUGUUUAUUUCAUAAAGAAUGUGAAUGCAAAUUACAUACUACGGUGUUAGUGUAAGGUUUUCAUGUUUUAUUCGAGGACCUUCCUCGAGAUGUACGAAAACAUGUAGGUUUCUUUGCUGUGUUGUACCACUUUAUUGGUCUGAGAAUGGUUGUUGCUAGUGACAGCGCUUGGAGGAUACCAGACCUGCGAUCCGACGACGUUUGCAGUCAUAAGAAAUCCCCAUUUUGCAUCAAUGAAUUGGAAAUCGUAGAAAGAAGUUUUGUUAAUUGUAAUCUCACGAAUGAACGUCGCAAGAAGCCUAUCAGUAAGAUAUUUCGCGAUGUCGUUUACCGACCAUCUUUGGAAGACAUAAAGGAAGUUGAUGGUGAGGAAUUAGCCGAAGUCGAGGACAAAUUUGACCUGACUUUGUCGUCGUUACAUCGCGAACGAGCUCUAAACUCUGGUUGUUUUAAGCCAAACGAAGAUCGCAAAUAUCGUAAGAAAAAGUACAAGAAGUCACAGCCUUCUGUUGAUCGCCGUCCAAGAUCUCAAACUCUGUAGAUAUUGGCUUAUUGUGUUUACAAAAUAACUCUCCUUUGCUUAAGGAUUUGAUAAGUGUUUAAAGCCACAAAUUACUUCAUUGAAUAUCAAUGUAAAUAUAUGUAUAUACAGUAAAACUGGCAUGCUAUAUCGAAAACAAAUCAUGUUCAAUCACGUUUUACAGAUAUAGUUGGCCCUCCAAAAAAAUAUAUACAGCGUGAGUUUGGAUAAUCGAAAGCUGUUUGUCGAUACUCGACUCGAGUUUAAGUUACUAAUGCUUGUUUGGACUUAAUAAACAACGAAUGAAGCAUCUGCAUUGUCAACCAAAUGUUAAUAUUAUUGAAACGUUAGAUUCUACAUUUCACUGAUAUUAACAAAUUACAAUGGUGUAAAUAGUCCUAUAUCCGUUUGCUGUCGUUAAAUGUCCAUCAACGUUGAUAAAAAAUACUUAAUUUUGUAAUUAAUUUAGUUUAUAUAUAGUAAAAUAUUAAUGGUUUACCUUUGAUGUAAGACAUAUGAUGUAAAUAUAUCAUUGAUUUCCUAAGAUUAUACUUUAACCCGACA